Austrofundulus limnaeus is the source of this 1711-nucleotide messenger RNA. It is a transcript of the gene rnf121, whose product is annotated as ring finger protein 121. NCBI's taxonomy places the organism in Eukaryota, Metazoa, Chordata, Actinopteri, Cyprinodontiformes, Rivulidae. Gene Ontology annotation, biological process: ERAD pathway. Gene Ontology annotation, molecular function: ubiquitin protein ligase activity; metal ion binding. Gene Ontology annotation, cellular component: endoplasmic reticulum membrane; Golgi membrane. The record is from RefSeq and is a predicted model, not a curated record.
UCCUAAGCCUCUCUGCUAAUGCUAAUGGCCCAGGAAACGAUCAAGUAGCACUCCGAAGAUGGCAGGAGUGUUUGAGGUGGAGGUUGACGGUGUGGAGCACGACCAUGGACUAGACCCUCACAAUGAAGCAGACCAGUUUGACGUGUCCAAGCUGUCACCAGAAGAGAAAUGGAGAGUGGAGCAUGCAAGAAUGCACGCCAAACACAAAGGCCAUGAGGCCAUGCACGCAGAGAUGGUACUGAUCCUCAUUGUCACCCUGGUUGUCGCCCAGCUCAUCCUUGUUCAGUGGAAACAAAGACAUCCAAAGUCUUACAACCUGGUGACUCUAUUCCAGAUGUGGAUAGUUCCUCUCUACUUUACUACCAAACUUCACUGGUGGCGGUUCCUGACCAUAUGGUUCAUCUUUUCUGUCAUCACAGCUUACAUCUCCUUCCGUGCCACUCGCAAGCCGCUGRCUUGCACCACUCCGAGGCUGGUGUACAAGUGGUUCCUCCUCCUGUACAAGAUCAGCUAUGCCACAGGAAUCGUCGGCUACAGCGUCGUCAUGUUUACACUUUUUGGUAUUAACCUAAUAUUCAGGAUAAAGCCGGAGGAUGCAAUGGACUUUGGUGUGUCGCUGCUUUUUUAUGGAUUGUACUACGGUGUCCUUGGACGGGAUUUUGCUGAGAUGUGUGCAGACUUUAUGGCCUCCACAGUUGGAUAUUACAGUGCAUCUGGGAUGCCCACCAAACACCUUUCAGACAACAUCUGUGCUGUGUGUGGCCAGCCCAUCCUCGUAGACGUCAGUGAGGAAGGGAUUAUUGAGAACACCUACAGAUUAUCCUGCAACCAUGUCUGGGAAAGGCCGCACGUCAUGUAUGGCCAACUUUUAGACUGGCUUCGAUACUUGGUGGCCUGGCAGCCCGUCAUCAUAGGGUUUGUCCAAGGUGUCAACUACAUCCUGGGUCUGGAGUGACGUGGACUGAGAUGCCAYCCAAACAAGAUAUGCACUGGCUCAAAGGACUCUGAGCCUGACAUUAAAACAAAACAAAAAAACACCAACAAAAGUGUCUAUACUUUUUUUUGUAAAUAUUUAUAGGCACAUCUCUGUAUUUACAGAUUCUUUGGAUUUUAUUAGUAUUCUGAUUCUGGAUGUCCGUUUCCCAAGGUUUGCUCCCCACACAGCGUCACACCUCGGUGAUCUGAUUUGUGCAUCUUCUGGAAUAGUAAAACGAUUCUUAUUGUCUUUAGAGGUGCUUUUUUUCUUAUGUCAUAAAUAUCUGUCAAAACGUAAGUGUCAUGCUGGAGUUUGUCAUAUUUAUGUCACUUGUGAGUCAUAAAUCUUAAAUGGAAACCAGCAUAAAUCACUGCUUCCUCCAAAAAAAAAAAAAAAAAAGAGAAAACUCUGGGAUGUUUUCUGUAGUCAUUUAGCAACGAGUUAUUUUAAUGUUAUCCCUUUAUUUUGUUCCGUAUCUUGAACUGUAAGUUGCACAAGUGUCUUAAYAAUUGACAGCCAUAUCUUGUGACUGGAACAUAUGUCAUACACUUGUUAUGACAUUAUUCAAAAAAAUACAUAUUUAUCCCUACAAACUAACCAAAUGGCAUAUUGUUUUGACUCUUCAAACCUUUGUUUGUUAGCUUUUGAAUGGCAUUAAGUCUUAUUGUUGGGUAUCACUGGAAUUGGCCAUAGGCAAAGAAAAAGAUGGCAACAAUAAUAAAGUUUUAAAAGAAU